AUGGAAAAUGGAAGAAAUCAAAGGAAAACAAGGAAUACUGGUAUAGCUGGUGGAAAUGGAUGGGGAAAUCAACUUAAUCAAUUGAAGAGUCCUUCAUCGAUUUAUAUUUCAGAUACGGAUAAUCAUCGUAUAAUGAAAUGGGAAAGAGAUGCCAAAGAAGGCGUGGUGGCAGCUGCUGGAAAUGAAGCUGGAAGUAGUAUUGAACAACUGAAUGAACCUCGAGGAGUAAUUGUUGAUGAUUAUGGUCAAAUCUAUGUAGCAGAUAGUUUGAAUAAUCGAAUAAUGCGUUGGAAUGAAGGAAUGAAAGAAGGUGAAGUUGUUCUCGAUGAAAAUGCAGGCGAGCCAACAGCUUUACGAUUUGAUUCAGAUGGAAAUCUCUAUGCUGCUGAUGAAGAGAAAAACUGCACUCGAAAAUUUGAUUUGAUUGUUCAAUGGAAAUUCUUUUUCUGA
This is a messenger RNA of Adineta ricciae, 450 nucleotides long. NCBI's taxonomy places the organism in Eukaryota, Metazoa, Rotifera, Eurotatoria, Adinetida, Adinetidae. The record is from the annotation of a GenBank genome assembly.